Messenger RNA from Acanthoscelides obtectus, 405 nucleotides. The record is from the annotation of a GenBank genome assembly. Lineage: Eukaryota; Metazoa; Arthropoda; Insecta; Coleoptera; Chrysomelidae.
AUGGAUAUAACGAAGUUCAUAAAUGCCAACGUUAACUCGCUUCGCUUGAAGUUGAACAACCAAGUAUUCCGAUAUGAAAGGUGGAACUUGAAUUUCGAAAAAAAGCUCAACACCGCAGCUUAUUAUGCAUUUGAGAACUUUCAAAAAACAUACUACAACCUGAACAUUCCUGAACCUAUGAUGGAUAUUAAAGAAUUUAGUGACAAUCCGCUUUUCGUUAUUGAUUGCGGUCAUCAGCCUGAUCAUCUCGAACUUUCAACUGUCGACAUAUCUUUGGAAUUUGAGACCAGGAAAUCUGCAUUUCUAUUCCACACCAAGGUGUAUGCAUUAGUUAUUCAUGACUCAGGCUUCAGUUACAAUGCUUUUGAUGGGUCUAUCCAAAAUGGACUCAUUCAUUCCUAUUAA